AUGUCCAUGGUCAUCUUUGAGUCCCAGCCCCCCAAGCUCAACCUGCCCAAGGGCAUGUCGUGGUCCUUGUACCUGAAAAUGGUGGCAGCCAGCACGGGGGCCAUGCUGGCUGGGGCAGAAGUGGUGCACAGGUACUACCAACCCGAUCUGACCACACCUGAAGUGUCUCCAAAAUGUGAUGAACUCAAAAGAGAGCUUCUGGGUUUGAAAAGCGGAGAAGAGCAAGAUCAGAUUUCUCAGCAGCAGUGA
Messenger RNA from Trichosurus vulpecula (common brushtail), 249 nucleotides. Its product is annotated as protein BRAWNIN-like. Gene Ontology annotation, cellular component: mitochondrion. The record is from RefSeq and is a predicted model, not a curated record. Lineage: Eukaryota; Metazoa; Chordata; Mammalia; Diprotodontia; Phalangeridae. The transcript is spliced from 2 exons. Bases 1 to 249 code for a protein of 82 amino acids. Gene Ontology annotation, biological process: mitochondrial respiratory chain complex III assembly.